Hyaena hyaena (striped hyena) is the source of this 606-nucleotide messenger RNA. RefSeq lists its product as uncharacterized. The transcript has 4 exons. The record is from RefSeq and is a predicted model, not a curated record. Bases 1 to 606 code for a protein of 201 amino acids. NCBI's taxonomy places the organism in Eukaryota, Metazoa, Chordata, Mammalia, Carnivora, Hyaenidae.
AUGUCGCCCAAUUCGUAUCUGCUUUUAAUCCCGAACAUUCCUGAAGCACUGUUUACACAGCAAGCUCAGCAUCUGUUUCCCGCGACCGGGGACCUAAGCUUCGGCUCGGAGGGGCCGGGUGCGGCGGCCUCGGGCGCAGGAGGGCCUGACUCAGACCACAGGCUGUACGCGGGCGGGGCCCGGCACCUUCUAGAAGCAGGAGGUUACACACCAGGGGUCUCUGCCCAGUGUCCAGGAGAAGCCUUCUGUGGCCUCGAGCACCCGAGCGCCGCCCGCCACCCUGGCUGCUUGGCCGUGUUGGGAGGCGGGGGGCGGGGCACCGACGGGCAGCUCCCGGAACAUCUUCCGGAAGUGCUCCAGGAGCAGGUCCUCGUAGCCUCCGGGUCUGGACUCGCCCGGGCGGCGGCUCCUGAGCCUGCCGACGCUGACCUGGUCGCCCUGCUGUGGCCCGACUGGCUGCCCUGCGGGUGCCCUUCCUGGAUGUUCUCGGGGACCAGAUUUGGUUUGGUUUGGCGGUUUUCUAGUCCUGUGACUGCAAUUGCAAUGGGACCUCACGGACCUCUGCCAUCUGUGUCAACUUUCAGCUCCACUUGCUGUGAUGGUUAG